Plasmodium coatneyi is the source of this 303-nucleotide messenger RNA. RefSeq lists its product as uncharacterized. The record is from RefSeq and is a predicted model, not a curated record. Lineage: Eukaryota; Apicomplexa; Aconoidasida; Haemosporida; Plasmodiidae. The annotation marks the transcript as partial. The transcript has 2 exons.
GAGAUACAUGCCAACAAAGUAGCUCCCUCCACAGUGUACACUUACAUAAAAAUGGAAGAGAAGGAUCUCAAUUUGAUUGAAAAGGAUAGCCUUGACGUUGAGACGGACAACUUAAAAAGCGAAAACGCCAAGUACAUGGAGACACAUCCAGAGCUGCGGGACUUGCUGAAUGACUUCAUAUCUUCCGUUUUGUUGCAUACACCGGUAAGGAUGAACAAAAUGGCGACGCGUUGUUCACUUGAAUUGCGAUUGUGCGAGCGUAAGAAACGGAAAAAAGGACACCAAAGGGAUACGCAAAAAUGA